CUAGAAGGUGGCCCAUCGUGAGUGAUACAGGAUGUAUCGGCAUUUCCAGGUGAUUCUUUAGCUCCAAGAACCCUGCCGAGUUCGUUUCCGUCAGCCUCGGCAGUCGAUCUGCGCGCCCGCUUCCGCCGCCGACGCACCCCGCCAUUGCUUACAUUUGUAUAUAUCUGGCCCGCGUGCUCCAUCUAUAUACACUAAAUUGCACCCUCUAUACACGAAACUGUGCUAUCUAUACACGAUGUUCACACUUCUCAAACGCACCGCCUUCGCCGCCUCCGCCACCGCCGCCCUGCGGCCCGCCGCCCGGAGGUUAGCCCACACAACCACCUACGACUGGGAAGACCCACUCCUUCUCCGCGAGCAGCUCGACGAGGAGGAAAUUGCCAUUGCACAGACCGCGCGUGACUACUGUCAGGAGCGCCUUCUGCCGCGAGUUCUCGAGGCGUACAGAGAGGAACAUUAUGAACGCGAGAUACUUGAGGAGAUGGGAGAGCUCGGGUUUCUGGGCGCAAGUAUUGACGGAUACGGGUGCGCGGGAGUGGGACAUGUUGCUAAUGGUUUGAUCACACGGGAGGUUGAGAGGGUGGACAGCGGUUACAGAAGUGGAAUGUCCGUUCAGAGCUCACUCGUUAUGGGUGGAAUUGACGAGUUCGGAACUACUGAGCAGAAGGAACGAUAUCUUCCCGGCAUGGCGAAGGGGAAGAUCGUGGGUGCUUUUGGGUUGACCGAGCCAAACCAUGGUUCUGAUCCUGGAGCGAUGGAAACCGUUGCCCGACCGCAUUCCACAAAGGAGGGUGUCUACCUCCUUAAUGGCUCCAAAACCUGGAUCACCAACAGUCCCAUCGCGGACGUCCUCCUGGUCUGGGCCAAACUAGACGGCGAGAUUCGCGGCUUCCUCGUUGACCGCUCGACCGCAGGGGACUCCCUCUCCACCCCCGCAAUCAAAAACAAAUCUGGCCUGCGCGCCAGCAUCACGGGAAUGAUCCACCUUACAGACACUCCUGUACUAGCGUCCAACCUGUUUCCGCACAUCUCCGGCCUCCGCGGCCCUUUCACCUGUCUGAAUUCCGCCCGUUACGGCAUAGCUUGGGGCACCAUAGGCGCACUUGAAGACUGUCUCGCCCGUGCCCGCGCCUACAGUUUGGAACGCAAACAGUUCCGUGGGAACCCGCUGGCGAGGUAUCAACUCGUCCAGAAGAAGCUCGCAGAUGCGAGUACAGAUGUCGCCUAUGGCCUUGCCGCUGCGCUUCAAGUCGGACGGCUGAAGGAUAAAGGCCUUGCUACGCCGGAGAUGAUCUCAAUGAUCAAGAGGCAGAACUGUGAUCGUGCGCUGGUGGGAGCGAGAGCGCUACAGGAGAUUUUCGGAGGAAACGCGGUGAGCGAUGAGUAUCACAUUGGAAGGCACGUCGCGAAUUUGUUUGUUACGCAGACAUAUGAGGGACAGAGCGAUAUCCAUAGCUUGAUUCUAGGACGGGCUAUCACGGGGGUACAGGCGUUCUGUUGAGAGGAUGUGGUGUGUGUAUGAAUACUCCCUUUUUAUAAGGAUACUGUGAUCAUCCUUCACUUAGGAUCACAAUUUAUCAGGACGAGGGAGUUUGACAGAACGGGAUCGUGAGAUCAAACCCCACAGCAAAGACCAAUGUAAUGAACAAGCAUUUAUAA
Tricharina praecox is the source of this 1659-nucleotide messenger RNA. Its product is annotated as glutaryl-CoA dehydrogenase. Gene Ontology annotation, cellular component: mitochondrial inner membrane. The record is from RefSeq and is a predicted model, not a curated record. Gene Ontology annotation, biological process: fatty acid beta-oxidation using acyl-CoA dehydrogenase; fatty-acyl-CoA biosynthetic process. Lineage: Eukaryota; Fungi; Ascomycota; Pezizomycetes; Pezizales; Pyronemataceae. The coding region runs from base 236 to 1501 and encodes 421 amino acids. Gene Ontology annotation, molecular function: flavin adenine dinucleotide binding; glutaryl-CoA dehydrogenase activity; fatty-acyl-CoA binding. The transcript has 9 exons.